UACUGAGUCAGUGUAUUGUCGAAAUAUUGAGAGAACCAUCGUAGACUGAUUAACACAAAUUAGAGAAGGGUGGUACAUUUACAGAUCAAAAAAUUCAGAGAAAAAUAUGUGUAGACAUAAAAACAGUUCAGUCGUCAUUUAUAAAAACAUAACAGAACGAUAAAGUGACGGAUUCUUAGGAGACAUAGCCAUCUUGGACCCCAGUCCUGCGAACCCCAAACCAAAACCAAAGUCCGUCCUCCAAGAAGAAGUCGAAAGAUACAAACAAGACGUCCUCGAAGGCCUACAAGUGGAAGAAGAAGGACUGACAGACUACAUCCGUAAGAAGUCCAAGCAACACGACCCCGCAGUGACUCCUAAAAGCUACAAUGACCCCUUUGACGGGUUCACGGACCCCCAGGACAGUCACGAGGGCCCCCUGGAAAGGAAGAUUUACAAAAACGGACAAAUGCUCAAAACUGUGGAGGUUAAGAGCGGGGGGAAUAAGCCGAAAAGGUCGAGAUCUGGGAGACAUCUGGGUGGAAGUUUGGGGAGAAAGAAUGUGACUAAGGAUGGGUUGAAGAUGAGGCAUAGACGGAAGAAGAGGCAUGAGAAUCGUAGGAAGGACAAGAGUAGAAAUAAUAAAACUACACCACCAACCCUCCGAGUCUCUCAACUCAUCCCAGACUUACCUCCCCACCUAGCCCUGAGUCGCAAAAAAAUUCCGCAACCUUCUCCGCCUAGUCCAGGACCGGACUUGGCACAACACCGCAGGGUGACCCGUGCUGCCACAGCCCGUAAGGAGCGAGUUUGGGACUACGGGGUUAUCCCAUACGAGAUUGACGGAAAUUUUAGCGGAAUGCAUAAGGCAUUGUUCAAGCAGGCUAUGAGGCAUUGGGAGAACUUCACUUGUGUUAAAUUCGUAGAGAGGAACAGGGACGAGCACCAGAAUUUCAUCAUUUUUACGGAGAGACCGUGCGGGUGCUGUUCUUUUGUAGGCAAGCGUGGUAACGGUGGCCAGGCGAUCAGCAUCGGGAAAAACUGCGAUAAAUUCGGGAUAAUCGUCCACGAAUUGGGGCACGUUGUGGGUUUUUGGCACGAACAUACGCGACCCGAUAGAGACAACCACGUUAACAUCAUUAGAGAGAACAUCAUGAGCGGUCAGGAAUACAACUUCAACAAGCUAAACGAGGAAGAGGUGAACUCACUUGGCCUAACCUACGACUACGAUUCUAUAAUGCACUAUGCGAGGAACACCUUUUCUAAAGGUACCUAUUUGGACACAAUCCAGCCCAUCGACGUACCAGGAAGGAAAAGACCAGAGAUUGGCCAGAGAGUUCGGCUCAGCGAAGGUGACAUCUCUCAGACUAAUUUGUUGUAUAAAUGUCCAAGAUGUGGAAGAACCUAUCAAGCAAGUGCAGCCACAUUCUCGUCCCCUGUCUACCUUGACAACAGCCCUGAAGAACCGGUCCGAUGUGAAUGGAGAAUUUCAGCAACUCAUGGAGAGAAAAUAAUCUUGAACAUCACAAGUCUGGACAUUGAAAAAUCGCCAGACUGUAAAACAGACUACAUCGAAAUCAGGGACGGUUACUGGCACAAAUCUCCUUUAUUAGGCUUGUUCUGCGGAAUCGGGCAAUUCCAUCCGAUCCUAUCUACUGGCAGUAGAAUGUUGAUUACGUAUGUCGCCAAGAAUCCAAAGGGACAUAGGGGAUUCACAGCCAACUAUGAAGCAAUCUGCGGAGGAGAACUCAUCGUGGACACCGAAGGUCAUCUGGAGUCUCCUAACUUCCCGGAGGAAUACCAACCGAAUAAAGAAUGCAUCUGGAAGAUAACCGUCCCCGAUGAAAACCAAGUGGCCUUGAAAUUCCAGUCCUUCGACGUCGAGAAUCACGACAGUUGCGUUUACGACUACGUGGAGAUCAGGGACGGGCUGACGCCUGACAGCCCCAUUUUGAAGGUGUUCUGUGGCCACAAGAUUCCUCCAGAUGUAAUUUCGUCAGGCAAUCAGAUGUUGGUUAAGUUUGUGUCUGACGGGUCAGUUCAGAAAGGCGGAUUUUCCGCUUCUAUUAUGAAAGAAUAUGACGAAUGCUCGAAAAUUGACCACGGUUGUGAGCAACAGUGUAUCAAUACGUUGGGGAGUUAUACGUGUACUUGCAGGAUUGGGUAUGAGCUGCAUUCUGAUGGGAAGCAUUGCGAAGAUGCUUGCGGAGGGGUAUUCGACACACCAAAUGGCACGAUAACCUCCCCAUCUUUUCCAGAGUUGUACCCUCUAAACAAAAACUGUGUGUGGGAGAUCAUAGCUCAGCCUCAAUACAGGAUCACCCUCAAUUUCACUCAUUUUGAUUUAGAGGGAAACAAUAAUGGUCCUCAACAGCAAUGCGAGUAUGACAGAGUGGAUGUCUACAGUUAUUUGAAAGAGGACAAAUUGAAAAAGCAUGGAUCGUAUUGUGGACCUAGACCACCAGCUUUGAUUACAUCUGAAGGGAAUAUCAUGAGGAUUAUUUUUUAUUCGGAUACUAGUGUGCAGAAGACUGGGUUUGCGGCAGUAUUUUUCACUGAUAUGGACGAAUGUGCGGUGAACCAAGGUGGAUGUCAGCAUGAAUGCCAGAAUACUUUUGGUUCCUACGUUUGCACGUGUCACAAUGGAUAUACCUUACACGAAAAUGGGCGUGAUUGCAAAGAGGGAGGUUGCAAAUAUGAAAUUUCAACUCCCUAUGGAACUAUUGGAAGCCCUAAUUAUCCUGAUUACUAUCCUUCAAGGAAGGAUUGCGUUUGGCAUUUUGCUACUACUCCGGGUCAUAGAAUUAGGAUCGCUUUCCAGGUAUUCGAACUAGAACCGCACCAAGAAUGUUCUUACGACCACGUUGACUUUUACGACGGGCCAUCUCCCGAAUCACCAUCCCUGGGCAGAUUCUGUGGCUCCAAACUGCCUCAUUUGAUUGUGGCGUCUGGUAACCAGCUGUAUAUGACCUUCAAAUCUGAUGCUUCUGUACAAAGGAAUGGAUUCUGGGCUACGCACUCGACAGUUUGUGGUGGACUGUUGGAAGCAACUUUCGAAAAACAGCACAUCUAUUCGCAUGCGAAAUUCGGAAGCACAAACUAUGACAACAGAGUUGACUGUGAUUGGACAAUCGAAGCUAGAGGAGGGUAUAACGUCAAACUUACAUUUUUGACGUUUGACAUUGAGGACGAGAAGGAUUGUGGAUAUGACUAUGUUGAGAUUUUCAGUGGACUGGAUUCUAGUGCCCCGACUUAUGGAAAGUAUUGCGGAAUGAAGAAACCGUUCGACAUCAUAUCCACCCAUGAAGCUCUACUGGUGCGCUUCAGAACUGAUGAAACUCUGGUCAGCAAAGGCUUCAGUCUCGUCUACGAAGCCGUCGAAAUAGCAUUCAGCGAAGAAAUAGAAGUGUAAAAGUGUUGCUCCAUUGUAGAAAGUCUUCUAUUCAAAGUUCGUCAUAGAAACCGCACAGCUGAUGCUCUCAGAUGUCAUUUUUCAAUUUUCAGAAAAGGAUCGUACCAUUUAGGAAAUUAAAGAACCAUUUUUCAAAUUGCGACUUCAUAGAAACGAUAUAGUCGAAAAAUAAGUAAGAAUCUCUUGUUUUCCUUUCGUAUUGCAAACAAAACACUUUUGGCUCUGGAAUAAGAUUGCAGAAUAAAUAAUAAAAACGAUCAUGUGACACGUUUCUUAUUUUUUUGCAGUCUUAUGUUCCGAGCUUACAAGCCUAGCGUUUACGCUAGAUCUAUUGAUGGUAUGAAUAGGGAACUUGAUGUAGUUAGUUGAAAUGUGUAAGAAUUUCGAGAUCAUAUCUCUCGAACUUGGAGAUAAUAGGAUUGUACUUAGAGCUGGAUGUUAGACGAAAUGUAUAAUUAUGUAUGUGAAGAAAAUGUGAAAUGUGGAAUACACAUAACAUAGUUUCCUUACCUGGACUAAAAGACGAUGUGGUUUAAAAAAACAUGUUUCCGAAGUGCUAAUACGAGGGUUGAUCUAGAAAUAGGGUCCCCAAACAGGUUCAGCCACUCUGGAAAGCGCAAGGCGAAAUCUGGCAACACAAUUAUCAUACGUUUGGCAACGCUGUGCUAAGCUUAGAAUGGCGGGCACAACAAGGCAUGCAGCGGUGUUGCCGGGUAUCGUCUCACACCUUCCAGUUUGGCUGGAGCGCUUUAGGAAUCCUAUUUCUGGAUCAGCCCUCGUAUUUUAGCACCGAUGGUCUCGGUAAAUUUCGACUCAUACAGCUGCGUCUAUGAUUGCUUGACGGAUUUAUUUGACGACAGGACAAGGUUUUCAGGAACUCAUAAUAAAAAACAUCGCAAGAUAAUUCAGAAACUCAAUAGAAGGUAAAUCGUAUUUUUUUUUCUAAAAUUUGGCCCAUACUUAUUAUUUUAGUCUGUGCUCAAAUUCUCUACCACUAUUUCUCAGUCUAUUACAAUGUCUUCUGACCUCCUUACCGCUAUUAUAUCAAUCAGAGAUUUUUUAAACUGAUGCCAUUUCUUCUCAAACUGCCAUAUUAUAUUUAUUUCGCAAUUGAAGCGUGGAAAUUCAAAAGCGUCUCAAAAAGUGAUUGAUGAGUUAUUAAGGUGUUUUUUAUAAUAAAUAAAAGUAUAUUGCAGUGAAAAAUAUUUUAUUAAUAGGUAAUAAGUGUUUGAAAUACACAUUUCAAAAAAUUGAAAAUAGAGAAAACUUCUUUUACAAAAAAAUACCAAACUUAUAAAACUAUGAAACAGUCUAAGUGCCAAAGUAAUAUAGGUUUAAAAACAUCUAUGCACCAAUUAAAGUUAUUACAAAAAAAAACAAAAAACACGAACUUUAGGUUCAUUAAUACUUAAUUCGAUUUCUUGGCAUUGUCAAUCAAAUUUUCCCAACAACUUAAAUAUUUUGAAGGCAUAGACUCUAGCAUAUCCUCAAGAUUUUUAAUUUUCUCAGCCGACAUUCGAUUUUUGCAUUCAAGGAGAGGUAGUUCGACUACUAUGUCUUGUAUCCGUUUUACCUUCUUUAACACAUUGCACAAAUAUUCUUAGUUGUCACCAUAAUAUCAACAGUUUCGUAAAAAUCGUUAAAAAGUGAUAGUAUAUGUUCUCCACUGAGGCUACGGCACUGGAACAUGCAAGAACAUGAAGCCUAUAAAAGGGAAAAAAAAGUGAGAACCAACUUCCAUUUGUUCAUUCAUUUCGAGUAAUAAUACGGUUAUAACCUCAAAACUUCUUCUUCUUUAUUCCUUAUGGCUUCUGUACAAGUGUACAAUCCGCCAGAACCUCAAAACUGCGAUACAGCAAUGUGUAAUGAAUUGGCACUUAGACGGUUUUUCCGUAUAAUUGAGGACCAGACUUAGACGUGGCGCCAUCUUUAAACCGAGUAUUUAAAGAUAUUAUAGUGACUAUGGUUAGACUCUUUUGUACAGGUAUGUUAUUGACUUUGGCACAUAGACUACAAUAAUAAUAGAAUUCCAAAUUUGGGCCAUCCGGCACUUCACGCUUUUGAAUUUCCUAUAUUCAAUUAUUAUUAUACAAUUUUUUUUGUUCCUAAAGUGAAAAUGCUAAUUUGUUCUCUUACUGAUAUUUUAUAGACGAUUGUACAAACUACUGUCUAAUUUAUAACGUAUUUUAGAAUAAUGUGUCUAGAUGUAAUAGUAAAUGUAAUAGAAAAUAAAAGGUAGGAUUUUCUUGUA
This is a messenger RNA of Acanthoscelides obtectus, 5642 nucleotides long. The record is from the annotation of a GenBank genome assembly. Lineage: Eukaryota; Metazoa; Arthropoda; Insecta; Coleoptera; Chrysomelidae.